CAAAGCACACGCAACACCAGGUGAAGCGAUGGCUAGAGUGGGCUGUGAUCUACUAGUGCUGUUACUAGUGCUGUUGCAUGUACCGCUAUCGGCUCGUUGCAGCGUCAUACGCUCCGAAGCAGGCCAACUACACGGAAGCGACGGAAAAAUCAUUCCAUUCGACGGCGCAUCACAAGGCGAUAAAGCAUCCUUCCUGGCGCUUGGUAACUGCCAUCGCGGGGCGAAGCUUUUGCACCAGGAAAACUUGACGGUGGAGAAGGAUGACACGACCAUGAUUGCAGGUGUAAUAGAAAUUCACGCCGAUGGACGCUAUGCGGUGACGUGUGGCCAGGUUCUUCCGAAAACCGUGCCCAGCAGAACGGCACUGCUUGGAUACCGAUUGUUGGGCACGCACGGCAUUGCCAUCCACUUCCAAGAAGCGCACGGUCAGCUGUCGCCGACCAAUCUCGACUAUCAGAUUCUCGUGUAUGGAACCAUGCGGACUACCAAGAACAACACCGGAAGUAGGCUCGGGGGGGAAUUGGAAGGGAAUAUGGCCGCUUAGGUCGGUUAGUGAAGCCGAGUUACUGAUGAAGGCACUGCCGUAAUUGAUCAGCCUUGGACUCUCCUCCUUGGACUAUGUUCACAUCAUAUCUGCGUUCCGCAGUCUCCCAUUUGUGUACAUUCAAUUGUAUCUAUUUUUCCUAAGAAAUCUUCGGCACC
Anopheles bellator is the source of this 702-nucleotide messenger RNA. RefSeq lists its product as uncharacterized. Bases 29 to 544 code for a protein of 171 amino acids. Lineage: Eukaryota; Metazoa; Arthropoda; Insecta; Diptera; Culicidae. The record is from RefSeq and is a predicted model, not a curated record. The transcript is spliced from 3 exons.